AUGGCGACAACGGAAAAGACUUCAGAUGGGAAGGUCGACAUCAAAGGAUGCGCAAAUGAUGAGAUAGACAUUGAAAGGAUAGCCACUUCCGGAACUGAGCAGCAUGGCGCUUCAAAAGAAAUCCGGGUAGUGGAGAACGCGGGAUUCCACCGGUCUCUCACCAGACGCAAGGUGAUGAUGAUGACAUUUGGUGCUGGAAUUGGAACUGGACUCUGGGUGGGAACCGGACAAGCGUUAUACUAUGCUGGUCCUGGUGGCAUCGCCUUGACGUAUACUUUGACUGCGAUUAUCGUCUACGCCCAGUAUUGCUCAAUUGGUGAGAUGAUGGCAUACAAACCAGUCCACGGAGGUUUCAUUCGAACAUGCGUUGAAUACGUGGAUCCCGCAUACGGUUUUGCUGUUGGAAUCAACUUCUGGUUCGCAUGGGUAAUGAUUAUCCCAGCAGAAAUAACAGCAGCAGUUUCAGUCUUGAAAUUCUGGCCAGAAACAGACGCUCUUCCUCUAGCCGUAUACAUUACAAUCUUCCUGGUGGUGAUUGCACUGGCCAAUCUCUUCCAUGUCCGGAUUUAUGGCUACAUCGAGUACUAUAUGUCAUUCAUCAAAUGUGCCGCAAUCAUAUUGAUGAUUUUCUUUCUGUUCAUUAUGACAUCGGGAGGUAUUCCUGCUACCCAUGGUCCCAUUGAGUUCCGCUAUUGGAAAAACCCGGGUGCAUUCAAAAAUGGAAUGAAGGGAAUUGCGAAAGCCUUUGUGCAAGCGGCAUUUAGCUUUGGCGGUGGUGAGCAUGUCGCUGUGAUUGCCGGUGAGAUAGCCAAUCCACGAAAUACAAUCAAGAAAACUGUCCGUCCAGUCUUCUGGCGCAUGUUUACCUUUUUCGUUGUCAACAUUUGGCUAGUGGGCAUGUGUGUACCGUCUGAUGACACCGAUCUGGCUACCGCGAGUGGAACUCUGGCAAGCCCUUUCGUUCUCGCUAUCAAACGUGCAGACGUCUGGGGACUAGCACAUGCCAUUAACGGCUUCAUUUUCCUCAGCGUCAUUAGCUGUGGCAUUACUAGUGUCUACGUGGCAAGUCGAAGCUUAACAGCACUUGCAGACUUGAAUAUCAUACAUCCUUUCUUUGGUCGAAAGGAUGCGCAAGGUCGGCCCCUUGUGGCGUUGGCUAUUAGCCUGGGACUUGGUGGAGGACUUUGCUAUCUCAACUGCGACAAUAUUGGUACAGUUGUGUACGGUUGGUUUUCUUCUCUGGUCGCUAUUGCAACUCUAUUUGAAUGGUCUGCAUGUUAUAUUGCUCACCUUCGCUUCAGACAAGGGCUUAAGGCCCAAGGUAAGGACCUUAGUACACUGCCUUUUAAGGGACUCCUCACGCCCUGGGCACAGUACAUCAGCCUCCUCCUGGUGGCUUUUAUCUUCGGCUGUGAAUUUUAUUUAUCGUGUUGGCCGUUCGGUGAAAAGGGCUCUGCAAAGACGUUUUUCUCCAGCUACCUCGCUGCUCCAUUAUUUGCCUUCGACUAUCUUGCUUACAAAUUCUAUUUCAAAACAAAGAUUGUGAAAUCCAAGGACAUGGACUUUUCCGCAGCACAAUAUUUUGAUGAAGAAGAUCGUUUGAACGAGAUGGCAACCCAAGAACAGGAACAAGGGGCAAAGGCUGGAAAGGAGGCAUGGAUUAAGCGCGUUCGAUAUAUGAUAUUUGGGUAG
This is a messenger RNA of Penicillium pulvis, 1692 nucleotides long. Its product is annotated as Amino acid/polyamine transporter I. The transcript is spliced from 7 exons. Gene Ontology annotation, cellular component: membrane. Lineage: Eukaryota; Fungi; Ascomycota; Eurotiomycetes; Eurotiales; Aspergillaceae. Gene Ontology annotation, biological process: amino acid transmembrane transport. Gene Ontology annotation, molecular function: amino acid transmembrane transporter activity. The record is from RefSeq and is a predicted model, not a curated record. The coding region runs from base 1 to 1692 and encodes 563 amino acids.